Messenger RNA from Purpureocillium takamizusanense, 3332 nucleotides. It is a transcript of the gene NAB3, whose product is annotated as nuclear polyadenylated RNA-binding protein 3. Bases 490 to 3072 code for a protein of 860 amino acids. The transcript is spliced from 3 exons. NCBI's taxonomy places the organism in Eukaryota, Fungi, Ascomycota, Sordariomycetes, Hypocreales, Ophiocordycipitaceae. Gene Ontology annotation, molecular function: RNA binding. The record is from RefSeq and is a predicted model, not a curated record.
AGCACCUCACGACUACCAUCAGUUUGGCCAUCCUCCAACCCGACUCACCCGCUCGCCCGCCCGCUCGUUCGGGUCUGCGCCAUUGAUCUCCUGCCAGCGCAUCCCAGACGCUCUACCCAGUGACGAGCCGCACGCCUGUUCGAGCUUGCCUUACGCCACCUGCGCCGUCUGCAGCGACCGUGAUAUCCCUGCGACCCGUCACCCCUCAAAACCCGCGGGACCUGCAUACUCAGUGAUGGCAGCAUCUGGCUCCUGCUGACUGUCCACCUCCGCACGCCUUUUCCCCCACCAAUCGACAAGCCCAGCUCGCUUGGCCAUCGCUCACCUCGACCCAACGACCGAGCCCAACGCGCGCGCCCGUUCUCCAUCUGCUCGUUGCGACCGUAGAGGCUGUUGAUCGUGCUGACGCAUCGACCACCCCGGGUCCAGCCCAAGUGUCUUUAUCCAUCGCGCCCGCGCUUGAGCUCCCAGCUCUCCAUUUGCGCUUUCAUGACAGAGCCGGCCGAAGCAGAAGUCCAGGCCACCGCGAAUUUGUCUCCAGUAUCGCCUGCGCCGGUCCACACAGCUACCCCCCUCGUGGUGCCUGCGCUGCAGGACACCGUCGACACCAUCGACGCCAUGGUCGCUGCCGCGGCGACGCUCGCCGAGCCAAACGGCGUGGCCAACGACGCGCCUCCCGUCGAGCCGGCCGUUUUCGGUGACACUGCCCUCGGCGGCGAUGGCCCUGCCGAUGUAGUAGAUAAUGACAGCUUCAACGACCCGUACGGCGACGACACCAACAACGCCGCUCCCGAAGCCACCGUACCACCGCCACAGGCAGAGGUCGUUGACAAUGACGACUAUGCCAAGACGUUCGACUCUCCCAUCGAACCGGAGGAAGGGGACGGACAAGACACCGAACAAGAUGUAUCAGAGCAGCUGGCAGAAUCCAACGUUGUGUCGGCUUCGCCGUCCGAUCACUUGACCGCCGACCACGCAUCAGAACCUGUCCAUGACGCCGUUGCGCAUGUCCCAGCUGGCCCGGCUGCCCAAGACUCCCCCGCUCCAACAGCGGAUGAGCAGGCGGCGUCUCUAUCCGGAGCACAGUCGGAUCCUGCCGCCGGCACGUUCGGUCUCACACAGCCGUCGGUCGGUACCCAGGAGCAGGCCGGCACCUCGUCCGUGGCCCCGUCCGACGUCCCAGCGCAGCAUGACCCCACAACUUCGGAGACGCAAGAUCCCGGAGUUGACAUCCAACAGCUCAUGGCUGAUCUGACAUCUCCUCCAACUGCGCCCAGCGCCGAUGCGGCCUCGGUGAUGCCGCCUGCAGGUGGCGUUGAGGCCGACCAGUCCGCGAGCCUUGCCCCCUUGACCCCGUCCACUGCCUUGCCCUCGUCUUCUACUCUUCCACCGAGACCACCUAUGCCGCUUCCGACACCGCAGUCCUAUGGAGCCCAGCACCAAGCCCAUCCAUCCACUCCGAGCGGCACCGCCGUGCCGUCUGUUCCCUCUCAGCCUUUGUCCCAUGCCACUGGCCCACCAGGAUCGUCCUCCGAUGGCCCAGUCGGUCUUCCAGCCCCUCCGGCCGGGGCCGUGAGUACCCCAUCUUUCCAUGCUCAGGCCGCUCUCGGGCAACCAGGAGACGGCCGACAAGAGGACGACUAUCAACGACAGUGGGACCAGUUCAUGGCCGACGAGCGCCAGUAUAUGUCAGAGGCCAAAUGGGACCGCUUCCCGGAGGGAUCCCGUAUCUUCAUUGGAAACCUGUCCAGUGACAAGGUCUCCAAGCGAGACGUGUUUGACGUGUUCCAUAGAUUCGGCAGGCUUGCUCAGAUCUCUUUGAAGUCCGCUUACGGGUUCGUCCAGUACCACACUGUGGAUGAAGGGCACCAGGCGAUGGAGCAUUUGCAGGGCAUCGAGAUCAAGGGACGCCGCAUUCACCUCGAGAUAUCCCGGGCUCAAGAAAAGUCGAAGAAGGAACGAAAUCGCAGCCCAGACCGAGGUAGGGGGCGUCGAGGCGAUAAGCGAAAUCAAAAUCGCGACGACUAUCGACCGGGACGCAACCAAUCUCCGCGCCGCGGCGACUACCAUGCACGAGAGGAGGGCUACGGUCGAGACGCUGGGUCCUACGAGUCAGGGCGAGGGGGACGCGGUCGCUCGCGCUCUCCAGGAUACGUGCGAAACGAUCGCGACUCGUACCGAAGGCGCAGCCCCAGCCCAUAUGGUCGGUCUCGACGUGAGCCCGAGCUCGAUUUGCCUCGGAGAUACGGCGCCGAUGUCCCCGACGUGCAGAUCAUCAUGCAGCCAGACGUCAGCCGUGACUUUGCGACCUGGGUAGAGGGUGGCUUCAGAGCCAAGGGCCUCAAGACAGAGGUAAUGUAUCUACAUCCGCGGUUCCCCAAAGACCAGGUCAUUCAGCGGCAAGCCGCAGAAGGUGUACACGGCGUCGUGGACUUGGACAUGCGCGCGCAAAGCCUCGGGCGGAUCCCGGUCCAGGCCUUUGACCGGUCCGGCGGGGGCAACAACAUUCGAUUCGACCAAUACGUCGACCUAGACCCCGGUACAGCCGCCGAGGUGAUUGCACGGGCCAAGUCGUCCGCGGCCCCGAGCUACGGGCAGGCCUAUGGCGCACCGCCCGGGUACGGGAACCCGAAUCCGUACGCACCGCCGCACCAGCACCCGGCACACGGCGGUGGCUAUCCCGCCCCGCAACAUGCCAGCCCCUAUCCACCACAACAGCCGGGCCAGCCUGGCGCACCAGAUAUUGCCAGCUUGGUAGGGCAGGUCGACAAUGCCACAUUGCAGCGGCUGCUGUCGUCGAUGCAAGGAGGACAAGGGCCCGCCCCGGGGGCCCCGGCAGGCUACGGAGUCAACCCGCCCGGGCCGCCGGCCAACCAGCAGGUCGAUAUACAGGCCAUCUUGGGCAGUCUUGGUGGCCAGGCUUCCGCGCAAUCCGCUCCGCCUCAAGGGCAGUACGGAGCCGCGUAUGGGACUCCGGCACCAGGCGCGCACAAUGGCGCCAGCGCAAACGACCCGGCGGCCCAGGCGCAGGUGCAGAACAUCAUGGCUCAGCUGGCGAGAUAUCGACAGUGAUGCAGUUGCUGGGAUACGCCUUGCCCACUAUUCGUAUGUAUGGCCGAGAGCGGCCCAUGACAAGUAUUCGGUAAGAUUGUCGAGCUGGCGUCGGGAGAAACAUGGUAUCUUUGCUGGUAAAUGCGUCUCAGACACGUGCAAGCUGACGGCAUGGCACUCUCCCCGCUUACUUUGCUAUACUGCCUCGAUAGAUAGACUAUCAAAUUUAUAACGCUGCAGACGCGCACAACAUGAAGAUUUGCAGUGUGACUGACGCUUAC